Messenger RNA from Coccomyxa subellipsoidea C-169, 3611 nucleotides. Its product is annotated as ARM repeat-containing protein. The coding region runs from base 1 to 3222 and encodes 1073 amino acids. Lineage: Eukaryota; Viridiplantae; Chlorophyta; Trebouxiophyceae; Coccomyxaceae. Gene Ontology annotation, molecular function: small GTPase binding; nuclear import signal receptor activity. Gene Ontology annotation, biological process: protein import into nucleus. Gene Ontology annotation, cellular component: cytoplasm; nucleus. The transcript has 20 exons. The record is from RefSeq and is a predicted model, not a curated record.
AUGGCGAAUGGACAGCAUGAUCUUGAAAGCAUCCUUUCAGCAUGUCUGUCACCAGAGAAUAUGCGCAGAGCCCAGGCUGAGGCUGCUCUGAAGGCACUGUGCAAGCAGCGGGACAUUCUGCUGAUGCUGCUGUCCACUGUGCGGCAGUCAGAGAGCGCAGAAGUGCGCCUGCUGGGGUCUCAGACGCUGCGAAAGAGCAUGAAAACUCACUGGCGCCAACUCCCCAAGCAGGCUCAGGACAGCCUCAAGGUGGGGCUGCUGGAGGCUCUGUCGGCCGAGCCGGUUACGAGUGUCCGGCGAGCGCUGUCAAUAGUGGUGGCGACCAUCUCGCAGACGGACGUGCCGGCUGGGGACUGGCCCACGCUGCUGCCCUGGCUGCACCAGUGCACGCAGAGCGCCAAUGAGGCGCACCGCGAGACCGCCCUCGUGCUGCUGUGCUCCCUCACAGAGACGAUCGGUGUGUACAUGCGGCCGCACUUUGGGGCGCUGGUGCAGGUGGCGUCGGCGGGGCUCAGGGAUAGCAGCGCCCGGGUGCGCGCAGAGGCGCUGGAUGCAGUGUCCACUCUGGUGCAGUGGGUCGGCGAGGAGCCCGAGGUCCGCUUGUUCCGGGAGCUCGUGCCCUCCCUGCUGCAGAUGGCGCAGAUGGGGCUGGCCAGCGGGGAGGAGCAGGCGGCGAUCGAUGCGUGCGAGUUGUUCAUUGACCUCAUAGAGGCGCCUGCACCUGUGAUGGGGCCGGUCAUGCCGGACCUGGUGCGCUGGUGCAUGCAGGUCACCACCACAACCUCCUAUGACCUGGCCACCCGGGAGAUGACCCUGCAGGUGGUGGAAUGGCUGGCCAGGUACAAGCCGAAGCAGCUGGCAAAGUCCGGCACAGUGCGGCCGGUGGUCUCAGCGCUCUGUGGGUUGUGUGCCGAGCCCGAGCCGCCAGAGCAUGACAAUGACGACCAGCAGUCGGCCUCAAAGUUUGCAGCCCAGGCGCUGGAUGUGCUGGCCCUGAACCUGCCGUCCAAGCACGUGCUGCCGGAGGCGCUCUCCUUUGCACAGACCGCCAUCCAGUCUCCAGACCCCCUGCAGCGAGCGGCGGCAUGCACAGUCAUCGUGGACGUUGCCGAAGGCUGCGCCGACGCUGUGCGGAAGCACCUCCCAGCCAUCUUGCAGAUUGUGGGAACGGGCGCCAGAGACGGCGAGGCUAAGGUGCGGGGGCAGGCCAUGUUUGCGCUGGGGGAGCUGGCGGGCAACUGCCAGCCGGAGAUGAGUGCGCACGCGCGCGAGGCGCUGCCCUGCGUCUUUGCCGCCAUGGCCGAAGACAACCCCACCCUGCAGCAGCAGGCCUGCUACGCCCUCGACUCCUUCUGCGAGCACCUUGAGGAGGAGAUAACGGAGUUUUUGGAGCCACUUUUGGCGCGGUUGAGCGAGGUGCUGGGCCGGCGAGGCAGCGUGGAGUCGCAGCUGAGUGCGCUUGGCGCAAUCUCCUCCGCAGCCGCCGCAGCCCGCACCGGGUUCCGCCCGUACGCAGCUGCCGUCCUACCCCUGCUACGAUCCUACAUGAACAUCACCGAGAGCGAUAUGCUGCCGUGCCGGGCUCGCGCGACAGAGGCAGUGGGCAUCAUCGCAUGCAACGUGGGCAAGGAAGCGAUGGGCGCCUCCAUCCCCGACUUUGUGGCAGUGGCCCUGCAGGGCAUGGCGCUGGACAGCACGGAGUUGAGGGAGUACACGAAUGGCAUGCUGGGCCACCUGGCAGAGGCGCUGGGCGAAGACUUCACCCCCUUCCUGCCCAGCGCUGUGCAGGCCGCCAUCGCAUCCUGCUCCCAGGACGACGGCGUGGCGGAGGACAAUUCAGACGAGGAGGGAACGGCGGAGACAAAGAGCGAGUCGAUCGGGUCAGAUGACGAGGCAGAUGAGGAUGAUGACGAGGAAGAUGACGAGGACCCCUCACGCAGGCUCAAUGUCAGAACAGGCGCGGCCUUUGCCCCUGGCUGCCUUAAGGCAGCGGCGACGCAGGCGCUGGGGGUGUAUGCAAGGGAGACGCUGGCGCAUUUUGCGCCGUACAUAGAGCAGACGCUGGCGGUGCUGCUGCGCAUGGCGUCCUACUUCCACGAUGAUGUGCGCGAGCAGGCCUACGAGGCGCUAUCCUUCCUGGUCGCCGCCACCACCAAGGCCUUCCCAGCCAGCGCCCAAGGUGUGUCGCCCCACACGGCGCAUGUGGUGGACGAGGCGAUGCCGGCGCUGCUGCAGGCCGUGGAGAAGGACGACGACAAGGAGGCCGUCAGCGUCGCAGUCACCGCCGCCGCCGAAAUCGUGCGCGGCUGCGGCCCCACCGCCUGCGCAAAGCACCUUGACGGCCUCAUUAAAGCCGUCACCAAGGUGGCGCGAGGGGAGGCGCUGUGCCAGGUGGCAGAGAGCGAUGACGAGGAGCCGCUGGAGGAUGAGGAGGAGAGCGAGGAGAACCCGGACGAGAACCUGCUGGUGGCGGUGGGGGAUGCGCUGCCGAUCCUGGCGCGCGCUCUGGGGCCGGACUCGUACGCGCCCAUCUUCGCGCAGUAUCAUGCCGACGUGCUGCUCAAGUGGACGCGCGCCUCCCAACCCGACGCCAUCCGCGCCGCCGGUGUCGGAGCGCUGGCGGAGGUGGCCAGGGAGCUGGGGGCCCACAUGGUGCCGUACGCGGGCCGCAUAUGGCCGAUGCUGCUGCGCGAGCUGCGCCACGACUCGGCCGCCAACCGCCGCAAUGCCGCCUUUGCCGCCGGCGUCCUCGUGCAGGCCGUGCCUGCCGCCGCCGCCCCCCACCUCCCCAACCUCCUUCAGGCGCUGCACCCGCUGUUCCGGGCAGAAGAGGAUGCCGGCACCCGUGACAAUGCAGCCGGCGCCGUCGGCCGCGUCAUCGCCACCCUCGGCGCACAGACACCCCUGGAGCAGGUGGUGCCAGUGCUGCUGGGGGCGCUGCCGCUGCAGGAGGAUCUGGAUGAGGCAGAGGCAGUGUAUGGGUCGCUCUGCGGCCUGCUGCUGCACCCCGACACCAGCCCCCGAGUCGCCCCACUCCUGCCCCAGAUCCUGCAGGUGCUGGGGGCAGUGCUGACAGUAGAGGCCGUGGCAGAGGGCGUCCGCAGGAACGUGGCGCACAGCCUUGCGCAGAUGCAGACCAAUUGCAAUGUCAGCGCGCUCCUCACCGCCCUGCCGCAGGAUCAACAGAGUGCUCUGGCCGCCUUGGCUUCCCAAGCUGCAUAGAUUUAUGUCAUUGUGCUGCAGGCUCAGUGGAGCUGGAAGUGGCCUGCAGCUGCAUGAUUGUGGUUUUCUUGUCAAUCUUUCCGAUUGUGCAUGUGACGCCAUGUUGUGAGACAUCAGCUGCCAUAGAUCUAGGACUUUGCUGUUCUUGCUGUCUGCGCAUCAUUUUAAGUAGGAACACUAAGCCUGAGCCCUUGUGAGCUAGUUAGGAAGGAUCUUUGCUGUGGCGUGUCAAAAACGUGGUGCUGAACAAAUCCGCAACUCAGGAGAUAAAGUUGUUAGGGGGUUUGUUGUAAAUGGUACUUGCCGCAUGAAACAGUGCUAGCAAGCGCUUGGCCGAGUGGUAGGAUUCAACUAGCAUGCAGCUGAUUGUAAUAGUGCUUACAGCACAC